AUGGAGAUCGAGAAGAUAGUUCUGGAUUCCGGGGCCGACUAUCUGCACCUGGAUGUAAUGGACGGGCAUUUUGUUCCCAAUAUCACUUUUGGUCACCCUGUGGUAGAAAGCCUUCGAAAGCAGCUAGGCCAAGACCCUUUCUUUGACAUGCACAUGAUGGUUUCUAGACCAGAACAGUGGGUAAAACCAAUGGCUAUAGCAGGAGCAAAUCAAUAUACCUUUCAUCUGGAAGCUACUGAGAACCCUGGAGCACUGAUUAAAGAUAUUCGAGAGAAUGGGAUGAAGGUUGGUCUUGCUAUUAAACCGGGCACUACGGUUGAAUAUUUGGCACCAUGGGCCAAUCAGAUAGAUAUGGCCUUAGUCAUGACGGUGGAACCUGGCUUUGGAGGGCAAAAGUUCAUGGAAGACAUGAUGCCAAAGGUUCAUUGGUUGAGGACCCAGUUCCCCUCUCUGGAUAUUGAGGUAGAUGGUGGAGUAGGUCCUGACACAAUUCACAAAUGUGCAGAGGCAGGAGCUAAUAUGAUUGUAUCUGGCAGUGCUAUCAUGAGGAGCGAAGACCCCAGAUCUGUCAUCAAUCUCCUGAGAAAUGUUUGUUCAGAAGCUGCUCAGAAACGCUCUCUGGAUAGAUGAAAUUUCCAGGCAACUUUCCUCCUGUGCCCAGCCCACCUCCUCAAAGACCAGAUUAUUCAGCCUCAUUUUCACCUGGUGCACAAGAACACAAGGAGCUCAAGAAUCAUGCUGCUGCAGAGGUGGGGCCACUGCCUGUCCUGAGCAGUUAAGUCUUCAUCUUGUUGACUUCAGCAUACAUACAGAUAUGCCGAGGCCAAGAAUGGAAAUAGGUGCAUAUGUGAUAAUUACUAGGUUUUUAAAGAGAUGGGAAUUAAAUUUUUAUGUGGCCAAAAGUAGUUUUUACUCGAAGACUUGAUCUUAAAAAAAAGGAAUAUAUUAUGUUGCCUUGACUUAAGGUUCUGUCUCAGAGGCAGAAGAAAAAAACAGCAGCUGCUAACUAUAAAAGGACU
Molecule: messenger RNA, 1019 nt
Organism: Gracilinanus agilis (Agile Gracile Mouse Opossum)
Lineage: Eukaryota; Metazoa; Chordata; Mammalia; Didelphimorphia; Didelphidae
Product: ribulose-phosphate 3-epimerase-like
Exons: 2
Coding region: 1-630 (209 amino acids)
Biological process (GO): pentose-phosphate shunt; carbohydrate metabolic process; pentose-phosphate shunt, non-oxidative branch
Cellular component (GO): cytosol
Molecular function (GO): metal ion binding; D-ribulose-phosphate 3-epimerase activity
Source: RefSeq, a predicted model, not a curated record